AUGGAAGCCGGAAGUGGAGAAUUCGUAGCCGACACACCCGAUCGUUUCCAGCCAGGACAAGGCAACCCGCCGAGCGCUCCAACAACCGAGGAUGGAGAGGGGACGAGCAAUCCCGGUAUCGGCGCCCUGAUGCGCAGCAUCCUCGCUAAAAUGGAUGAACAAGAGCGGAAAACGAGCGAGCGAUUCGCAGCUCUGUCCGAAGUAUGUGCCGCCAUGCAGAGCCAAGCAGGAUCACCAGACGCGGCGGUCGCCGAGGAGGCCACGCCCGCAAAUCCAACUCAAGGCAGUGACGAGCUUGCCGAGCUGCGCGGCAAAAUCAAGGAGGUGUCGACUCGCAUGCACCGGGCAACAAGUUCGGCGCCCGACGUAGAUCGCAUGCUGGAGCAGUCACAAAACACGCCCUUCACAGCGCGCGUCCGCAAUGUGGUGAUCCCAAAGGACACCAAGAUUAACUACGCCCACUUUAAAGGUGACUCGGACCCGACGCAUCACCUCACCUCGUUUGAAAUCGCCAUCCAUCGAUGCAACCUCACGCCGGCCCAAUCGGACGCUGGCAAAUGCCAACUAUUCACGGAGCUGUUGAGCGGAGACGCGCUGGGAUGGUUCUCGAAUCUGCCGGCCAAUUCGAUCGACAAUUUCAAACAACUCUCACUCGCUUUCAUGAAGCAGUACUCGAUCUUGGCCAUUCCGGGGGCGACGGCCGACCUAUGGUCGACCGUUCAGAGAAUCGACGAACCUCUCAGGGGAUUCAUCGAAAGGUUCAAAAAAGUUGCCUUCCAGGUGAAUGCGCCCAACAAAGUCUGGCUGUCGGCCCUGAGGAGCGCGCUCUUGUUUAAGUGCCGAUUCCGGGAAGACCUCACUCUGAACCAAUACGUCACGCUGGAAGACGCCCUGCACCGGGCGACCCGCUAUGUAGAAAUGGAGGAAGAGCAGAACGUGCUCUCCCAAAAAUAUAUGCCGCCCAAACAACAGAUCCCGAAGAACAAGGAUGAAUAUGUCGAGCCCCGUCAGCACUACGACAAAAGCUAUGUCGCAGACGCUCGGAAAAGGCCUCCCUCUUCGUACAUGUUGGCCGAAGCAGAUCCAGAAUCGGGACCGAGUUCCCCGCUCCCGCAGCCACCUCCUCCCCUUCCCCCGCAAGUCGAACAGGAUCACAGCCUAUAUUGCGAGUUGCAUGAGGUGACGGGGCACUCAACAGCGUCCUGUCGUCACCUUCAAAGCCUGCUGCUAAACAAGUAUCUCAAGGGCGAUGUCGAAGUGACUCUCCGACAAUACAAGAGCGGCGGCCAGCGCGGUCGCGGUGCCGGUCAGCGCGGUCGCGGGCGCGGUCGAGGAAACAUCCAGAGUCGCCUCGGACCACAAGGAGACGACCGCCCAGCCCCGGUUAACGGCAAUAAUGCGCGUCCUGGACAGAAUGGUCAGGACGCCGCUCGGAUAGCUAACCAGGAAGACGAGCAGCUGCCACCGCCUCCAGCCAGACGGAGGAUCUAUAUGAUACAUAGCAAGGAUUACGAGCGUGACGACUACCCGGACCCUCAGGCGGAAACGGGCCUAGUGAACGUAAUCAUGGGCGGCCUCACCGCCUGCCGCGAUUCCGUGCGGUCAAUCAAAGAUUACGUCAAGGCCGGCGCGGCUGCGGUAUGGCCAACCAAACCGGCCCCAUACAUCCCGCCCAUCAUGUUUACUUCCGAAGACGCGCUCGGCGUCAGCUUCCCGCACAACGACCCUCUCGUCAUCGAGCUUCAGAUAGGCGACAGCGAAGUCACCCGAAUUCUGAUUGACACUGGCAGUUCAGUAAACGUCAUUUUUCGCGAAGUGCUCGACAAAAUGGGAGUCACAGAUUCUGAGAUUAAACCAUCAGUACGCCCGCUGACCGGCUUCGACGGCAACUACUUAAUGUCGGCCGGUACUAUCAAGCUGCCGAUUUAUGUCGACGGACAUGUAUCCCUGCACAAGUUCAUGGUCGUCGAGAAGCCCGCCGUUUACAAUGUCAUCUUGGGUACACCGUGGUUACACGACAUGCAAGCUGUCCCGUCCACUUACCACCACUGCGUUAAGAUGCCGACGCCAAAGGGGAUCUGUGUCAUCAGAGGAAACCAGGUCGAUGCCAGAAACUGUUUCGUUAUUGAAUGCAAACUCCGCAAGGCAAUCGAUUUAUAA
Messenger RNA from Capsella rubella, 2160 nucleotides. RefSeq lists its product as uncharacterized. Lineage: Eukaryota; Viridiplantae; Streptophyta; Magnoliopsida; Brassicales; Brassicaceae. The transcript has a single exon. The coding region runs from base 1 to 2160 and encodes 719 amino acids. The record is from RefSeq and is a predicted model, not a curated record.